AGGAAAAUAAAAGUCUGGUACUGUGAAUGGCGUCAAGCGUUUAUAAUUUACAUUUAUAUUCCCGUCGUUUUAUUUUGAUUGUACAAUUUCUUCAAUGUGGUAUUCCCAAUAAUAAAUGUAGACCUCUAGCAACCUUUUUAUUACAAGAAUAUAAACGAAUAUGGCUGAAGUUAUUACAGUAAAAGUUGAACCGUAUUACUAUGAUGAAAAUGCCGAAGAACUAAAGUCUGAUCAACAAAACGACCAAAAUGAUGUCUGCUCAGAAGAGAUUAAGACAGAAGAAGAUGCCCCACAGAUGAAUAUAGACUUUGUGGAUAUUAAAUCUGAAGUUGACACAUCAAUUGUUAAAGAUGAACCUCAGGAGAAUGACUUCAUAUUACCUGACUUAGAUGCUCGAGAUGGUCCUCCAAUGCUUGGUUGUGGUGUUGACGAAGAGUUGAAUGCGAACGCCGUGUCUAAUGGCAAAUAUACCUGUGACGCAUGUCAUAGAGGAUUUGACACAACGCAAUUUUUGACAGAGCACAAAACAAUCCACCAAAAACAGAAUCUAGAAUGUCAUAUGUGCUCAGAGAAACUCCCGAAUCGGGAAAAGUACUACGCGCAUAUAAACGAACACGAUACGGACGGUAAAUUCAAAUGCACACAAUGCACGUUCGGAUGCAAACGAAAAUCUGCCUUACUUAAGCACCAAGAAAUCCACUUAAGGUCAUUUACGUGCGACAAUUGUGAUAAGAACUUUGUCGAUCAACGAAAUUUGACGAGACAUAUUGAAAAUAAACGGUGCAAAAAACCGAUUAUAAAGUGCGAGAUGUGUGACAAGGAGUUUGAUAAGACCCAUUUGUACAAAAGUCAUCUACGUAGACAUACCACAGAGAAGCCGUUUGAAUGUAACAUAUGUGGAAUGGCACUUAAAUAUAAGUCCGCCUUAGUUCAACACAUACUCAGACAUAGCGGGAACAAGACCUUCAAAUGCGAUCAAUGCGACAAAACAUUUGACAAUGCGAGCGCCAAAAAACGUCACCUGUCAUGCCACACUGGUGAGAAACCAUUCCAGUGCGAUAUAUGUAAAAAGGGGUUCACGUUCAAACACAACAUGCAAACACAUAUGAAACGGCAUAGCAAGAAGAAAAACGUCCAAUGCAUGGUUUGUGAUAAAAUAUUCCCACGAGAAAGUAGAUUGAUAUAUCACAUGAGAUCGCACACCAAUAGCAGGCCCUUCGGAUGCGAUCUGUGCGUGAAAAAGUUCUUCAAUAAGCAGAAUUUGAUUAAGCAUUAUAAAGAUAAGCACCCUAAUGCAAGUUAUACGAUAACAACAUCGGAUGCUACUGUUGCUAAGUUAGUUUGGCAGAAAAUUCAAAAGAAGUUGAAGGAGGGCGGAAAGUUUGAAUAGUUAUUACUUUCCAAUAUAAAAUGUUACAUUUGAAUGUAUUAAGUAUUCAAAUUAUUAUCAACCGAGUUUAAUUUGUGGUACGACUUACACAAGCUUGAGAAGGUACAGUUUUGAAGUUUGCCGAUUAAGACAGUUUGGCUCCAUGCCAUUUAUGAAUGGGUUAUAGAUAAUAAAACCGUAAUUAUGUAACUAUAGUUUAUUGUAUAAAGACAAAAGUAGGCGUUGAUAUGAAUAAAAAUGGGUUUAUAAAUUAUUUCUUUUUCAAAGGCAUGUCUAUAUGCAGAUUAAUUUGAAAAUUGAUUUCAUUGUUUUAUAAAUCCUGGCGAUGAUUAUGGUACAGUACAUGAUCGAUGUCUUAAUUUUUUUUAAACAUUGUUAAGGUGUCCUUGUAAAUGUGAAGCGUAUCCUAAGUCAAUAUUAAAAUAUGAUUGUAUA
Molecule: messenger RNA, 1825 nt
Organism: Pieris brassicae (large cabbage white)
Lineage: Eukaryota; Metazoa; Arthropoda; Insecta; Lepidoptera; Pieridae
Product: oocyte zinc finger protein XlCOF6.1-like
Exons: 4
Coding region: 161-1390 (409 amino acids)
Cellular component (GO): nucleus
Source: RefSeq, a predicted model, not a curated record